Messenger RNA from Sporothrix brasiliensis 5110, 903 nucleotides. RefSeq names its product eukaryotic translation initiation factor 3 subunit. Gene Ontology annotation, cellular component: nucleus; cytoplasm; eukaryotic translation initiation factor 3 complex. The coding region runs from base 1 to 903 and encodes 300 amino acids. Gene Ontology annotation, molecular function: translation initiation factor activity. The record is from RefSeq and is a predicted model, not a curated record. Gene Ontology annotation, biological process: translational initiation. NCBI's taxonomy places the organism in Eukaryota, Fungi, Ascomycota, Sordariomycetes, Ophiostomatales, Ophiostomataceae. The transcript has a single exon.
AUGGUCAACGCCCUCUACGACUUCGGCAACUUCCAGUACAGCUGCGGCAACUACGGCGGCGCUGCCGAGCUGCUGUACCAGUUCCGCGUGCUGUCCACGGAUAACGACCGCGUCGCCGCCGCCACCUGGGGCAAGCUCGCCUCCGAGAUCCUGACCACCAACUGGGAGUCGGCCCUCGAGGAGAUCACCAAGGUCAAGGAGACCAUCGACACCAAGCUCUUCAACAACCCGCUCGCCCAGCUGCAGCAGCGCACCUGGCUCCUGCACUGGGCCCUGUUCCCCCUCUUUAACUUUGAGGGCGCCCGCGAGCCCGUCCUCGAGCUCGUCUUCUCCCCCAACUACAUCAACACCGUCCAGACCGCCUGCCCCUGGAUCCUGCGCUACGUCGCCGCCUCCGUCAUCGCCGGCCGCGGCCGCUUCCGCAACGCCGGCCUCCAGCAGAAGCAGCUCAAGGACAUUGUCCGCGUCAUCAAGCAGGAGGCCUACGAGUACACCGACCCCGUCACCGACUUUGUCCGCGCCCUGUUCUUGGACUUUGACUUUGAGGAGGCCCAGCGCCAGCUGCCCCGCGCCGAGGACGUCCUGCGCCAGGACUUUUUUCUCGCCGGCGUCGCUGACGCCUUUGUCGACGCCGCCCGCCACCUCUUCUUCGAGUCCUACUGCAAGAUCCACGCCCGCAUCGACCUCAAGCGCGUCAGCGAGCAGCUCGGCCUCAACGUCGACGACGGCGAGAAGUGGAUCGUCAACCUCAUCCGCGACACCCGCCUCGACGCCAAGAUCGACUUCAAGGAGGGCACCGUCAUCAUGAACCACCCCAACAGCUCCGUCUACCAGCAGGUCAUUGAGCGGACCAAGGGCGGCUUCUUCCGGACACAGGUCCUGACCGCCGCCGUGACCCGGUAA